UGAUGCGUGUUCACGUGCUUGCGUCAUGCCAAGGCUGUGAUUGAUUAAUUGGUUGCAAACGUUCCGACGAAUUGCUUUGACGGAAUAUCCACGAAACAAAAAAAGCUCGCAUUGCGCAAUAUACAUGGCACUGGAGCUUCAUGUGUGGGGACCGGCUUUCGGCCUGCCCUCAAUUGAUCCCGAAUGUAUCGCGACCGUCGCCUUCUGUCAGCGGGUCAUACCCGAAGGACAAUGGAGCCUCGUCGCAAGCUACGACAAGUCGGUUGGUCUGACAGAGAGCCUUCCGAUACUUUUCGAUGGUGGUAUCGCGACGGCGACUGGAUUCGAGGAUAUCAUUUCCUAUCUGCGCAACCAUCCCACAGUCAGUGAGGACCUUGACGCGAACUUGAGCAGUCAACAACAGAACGAUCGUACUGCAUACUCGACGUUACUUCGGUCGACGGCUACACCUCUUAUCGACCUGUCACUCUUCGUCUCAGCAGAGAACUACAACACGACGACAUCUUCCGCGUACACUGCCAUCUUACCAUGGUACGCCAACUAUACCGUCCCGCCCAAGCGACGAGAUCUUGCGAGGACACGAACAGCGCACAUGGGACUGGAUAGUCUGGACGUGGAUACAAGAGCAGAGCAAGGCAUGGCCCCCGGUCGGGGCACCGCAUCAGCAGAAUUUGAGGCUGCGAAGCGAGCAGCUGGGCUGCCUACCGACAGCAAGCCGACUGCAAUGAGCAUGGGACGGGCCAAAGGUCUUGGAGGGUUUCUCGGUACUCAGCAGUACGCUGCACGAUUCAGGCUUGAUGCGGCAUCGAAUGAGCUGCUAGAACCUUUGUCAGAUCUUCUGGGGAACCAUAACUAUCUGCUAGGAACGUCGCAGCCUUCUAGUCUUGAUUGCCUGGCUUUUGGCUACUUGUCGUUGAUGCUGAUCCCCGCUGUACCGCAAGCGUGGCUCAAGGAGAUCAUAUCUACGAAAUUUCCCGGACUCGCGACCUAUGUCCAAGAAUUCCGCAAGAACAUCCUCACAGAAGAAAAUAUAAGUCCGGCUCAGGUGUGGGCAAUCACCAUUGGGUCGGCAUCCCCAGCAGUAGAAGAACCACAAAGCAGGCUCUUGCCGUGGACAAGCAAGUCACAGAGCUUUGCACGUGGCACAUUGACUGGCCUCUGCGAAGUCGUCGGGAACAUCCCAGUAGUAUCGUCACUCCUGCAACGAGAGACCGUCCCGCCUUCAGAAACGAUUCCAUCUUCUAGUCGCAUCAAUUCCGAACUCCCAUCCCCCAUGUUCGGCAAUGCCUUGCUCGGCUUUACAGCUGCAGCGUCGCAAAUCCAGAACCCCCCUCCCCCUUCGUCGUCGACGAAGAGCGGACGUUUCUUUGGCAAGGCUAACAUUGGCCAUACCUUCCGCCACAAGUCUGCUGGCGCAUUUGGACCCGACCUUGCGAAGAAGCUCUCGCAGCUGGUGAAGAUGGAGAAGAACGUCAUGCGCAGCAUGGAGCUCGUAUCCAGGGAGCGCAUGGAGGUCGCUCAACAACUCUCCAUCUGGGGAGAGGCAUGCGACGAUGACGUUUCCGAUGUUACCGACAAACUUGGUGUUUUGAUCUACGAGAUUGGUGAGCUCGAGGACCAGUAUGUCGAUCGCUACGAUCAGUACCGUGUUACCAUCAAGAGCAUCCGCAACAUUGAGGCUUCCGUCCAGCCCAGCCGCGACCGCAAGCAGAAGAUUACCGACCAGAUUGCUCAGCUGAAGUACAAGGAGCCCAACUCUCCCAAGAUUGUUGUUCUCGAGCAGGAGCUUGUUCGCGCUGAGGCCGAAUCCCUCGUCGCGGAGGCUCAGCUGUCCAACAUCACCCGCGAGAAGCUCAAGGCUGCUUUCACCUACCAGUUCGAUGCCAUGCGCGAGCACUGCGAGAAGCUUGCCAUCAUCGCCGGCUACGGAAAGCACCUUCUCGAGCUCAUUGACGACACUCCCGUGACCCCGGGCGAAACCCGCCAGGCGUAUGACGGUUACGAGACGUCGAAGGCUAUCAUUCAGGACUGCGAAGACUCGCUUACCAACUGGGUCGAGCAGAACGCGUCCGUCUCGUCCAAGCUUUCCCAGCGAUCCCGCACUCUCUCCCAGCGCCGCCGCAACCGCAGCCAGCAUGCCGGCGAGCCUGUAGACCUGUCCGGCCAGGACCAGCCCCUCGACAGCCGCGAGUCUGGCCUGUGGAUCCCUGCUUCCGAGCACCGCGGCAACGGCUACGAUGAUGACGAGGUCGACGAGGCCGGCUCUACUGUUGCCAGCGAACACCGCGGUCGUGAGGAUGAGAGGAUUGUGGCAUAAGCGCCUGCUGACCGUCUGCUUAGUAGCGUACCGCUCUUCGUCUUCUAAUAGUGCGCCUCUGUACUUGUGACAGUAGGCGAUGUAUACCCCUGACGGAGCGGUCGGUGUUUCUGCGGAUAGUUUGAAUCAUUGGAGCAACGCAGGCUUGGUUAGGUGAAGUUUGUGCUUGAUGAUUUACGAGUAACAAUAGUAUUGAGAUAGGUAAUUGUCCUAAUUUGCAACUGAAGGCU
Messenger RNA from Boeremia exigua, 2547 nucleotides. RefSeq names its product Eisosome component PIL1-domain-containing protein. Lineage: Eukaryota; Fungi; Ascomycota; Dothideomycetes; Pleosporales; Didymellaceae. Gene Ontology annotation, biological process: negative regulation of protein kinase activity; endocytosis; eisosome assembly. Gene Ontology annotation, molecular function: lipid binding. Bases 125 to 2317 code for a protein of 730 amino acids. Gene Ontology annotation, cellular component: plasma membrane; eisosome filament; SAM complex. The transcript is spliced from 7 exons. The record is from RefSeq and is a predicted model, not a curated record.